Aspergillus welwitschiae is the source of this 1059-nucleotide messenger RNA. RefSeq lists its product as uncharacterized. The record is from RefSeq and is a predicted model, not a curated record. Lineage: Eukaryota; Fungi; Ascomycota; Eurotiomycetes; Eurotiales; Aspergillaceae. Bases 1 to 1059 code for a protein of 352 amino acids. The transcript has a single exon.
AUGCUAUCCUUCAACAUCCUCCCCCUAGCCUCCCUCAUAGGGCUAUCUCUAGCCCUCCCCAAAGCCAGAUCCCCCAAACUCGACCCCAAUCCCAUCCCCGGUGAAUCCUCUCUCUUCGCAACAUACACCGGCAAACCCACCCCCAUACCAGUCAACUACACCCGUGUCAUCCCAGCAACAUCCUCCGGUCCCGCCGGUCCAGACGACGUACUCUUCCAAAACCUCCUCAGCGCUGAAUGGAUCAUCUACUCCUUCUACCAACAAGGCGUCGAAGCCUUCACUCCUUCCUCCUUCAGCGACUUGGGCUACCCAAACAGCACCUACGACCGCAUCGCCGAAAUCCGCGACAACGAAGCCGGCCACAUCCGCAUCUUCCAAGACGAAAUCUCCUCUACAUCCCUAAAACCCGGCCCCUGCAACUACAGCUUCGGCUUCAACAAUGACCCGGAAACCUUUCUCGCCCUCCAAGUCUACAUCGAAGUCAACAGCAUGGCCUUCCUCACCGGCCUCGUCCGCGAAGCCAACACAACCGACACCCGCUCCGCCCUUGUCGCCAUCGGCGAGAUCGAAACCCGGCAUAACGCCUGGUCUCUCAUCGAUAUCUGGGACGUGAGUCCCUUCUCCGGCCCGGCUGACACGGUUUAUCCCUACGCUAAUCAGAUCCUGGCGUUGACGAAUUCUUUCGUGGUGUCGGGGAGUUGUCCGUCUGAGAACCCGCAGUAUCCGUACCCUAACCAGAACUUGCCGGAGAUUGGGUAUGUGACGAAUACUACUACUGGGCAUCCGGGGUCGAAGAUUCAGCUUGAGUUUAGCAGUGAUCCGGUGUUCGUGGAGGGAGGGGAUUACUAUGCGGUGUUCUUUCAUGGGUUGCAGAAUAUUAGUGUGCCGUUCGAUAUCACCACUAAUGAGACAGUUAUUCCGGGAUCGUUUGAUAAGGGUGCGGGCAUUAUUGCUAUUGCUAUUGCUGAUGAGGCUGGGGCGCCGACGGAGGAUAGUGUGCUUGCUGGGCCAUUGUUGCUGUUGCAGCAGCCGGAAAAGUUGACUGUGUUGGAGCCUUAA